Molecule: messenger RNA, 696 nt
Organism: Aureococcus anophagefferens
Lineage: Eukaryota; Pelagophyceae; Pelagomonadales; Pelagomonadaceae
Gene: CDK2
Exons: 2
Biological process (GO): positive regulation of transcription elongation by RNA polymerase II; protein phosphorylation
Cellular component (GO): cyclin-dependent protein kinase holoenzyme complex; nucleus
Molecular function (GO): cyclin-dependent protein serine/threonine kinase activity; ATP binding; RNA polymerase II CTD heptapeptide repeat kinase activity
Source: RefSeq, a predicted model, not a curated record
GUGGGCAAGGGCACCUACGGCGAGGUCUACAAGGCCCGGCCCGGCCCCGAGCGCCGCUCGGCCCAGGGCGACAUCGUCGCGCUCAAAAAGCUCGUGCAGCGCCACGACGACUGGGGGUUCCCCAUCACGUCGCUCCGCGAGCACCGCAUCCUGUUGCGACUCCGCCACCCGAACCUCGUGCGUCCGGCGUCCCCGCGGUCUUUUCGCGCCGCCGUCUACAUGGUCUUCGAGUACCUCGAGCUCGACCUCGAGAUCCUCAUCCAGAGCCCCAUCGUCAAGUCCAUCGACGAGGCGCGCGUCAAGAGCGUCAUGCAGCAGCUCCUCGAGGGCGUCCACUUCAUGCACAAGAACAACGUCAUGCACCGCGACCUCAAGCCGUCGAACCUCCUCGUGAACCGGCGGGGCGACGUGAAGAUCUGCGACUUUGGGCUCGCGCGGUCCUACAAGCCCGGCCACGCCUACACGGGCACGGUCAUCACGCUCAACUACCGGCCGCCGGAGCUCUGCCUCGGCUGCCGCCACUACGGCCCGCCCGUGGACGUCUGGUCCGUCGGCGCCAUCUUCGCGGAGCUCCUGGGCCGCGAGAUCGCCAUCCCGGGCCGCGGCGAGGACGACUACCUCCAGAACGUCUACGCGGUCUGCGGCACGCCGAGCGAGGCCGACUGGCCCGAGGCGAAGCGCGUCUGCCCCAAGUGG